Molecule: messenger RNA, 438 nt
Organism: Lolium rigidum
Lineage: Eukaryota; Viridiplantae; Streptophyta; Magnoliopsida; Poales; Poaceae
Exons: 1
Coding region: 1-438 (145 amino acids)
Source: RefSeq, a predicted model, not a curated record
AUGAAGACGUCCUGCUUCCUGCUGGUGCUCCUGCUCGCCGUGGCCACGGGGAGCAGGCUCUCGCUGGCCGCCCGCGAGGGCGGCAGCCUGGGCCGCGAGCUCGGCGAGCUCUUCGCCAAGGCCGGCAGCUUCCUCACCUCGGCGGGCCGCGCGGGAGCGGACGGGUGGCACUCCGCCGCGGCGACGACGGAGGUGGACACGUCGGCGACGUCGACCCUGAUGAGGCACGGCCACGGCGCCCAGGCGGGGGCGCGGAAGCGGCUGAAGAAGGCGUCGGUGAACUGCAUCCCGGCGGACAUGUGCCGGAAGAAGAAGGUGCUGUGCGGGAAGCGGUGCUACAGGACGUCGUCGCACGCCGCCGGCGCCGGGGCUGGCGUCGAUCACAUCCCAUCGAACCGGUGCGUCGUGAGGUGCAAGAAGUGCGUGCCCACCUGCUAG